AUGUCUGGAGCUCCAGGACUGGCCUUCUGUCUGCUGUGCCUGCUGUCUGUCUGCACAGCCUGCUACAUCUCCAACUGCCCUAUCGGAGGCAAGCGCGCACUACCCGACCUGCCCAGAAAGUGUCUGUCGUGCGGUCCGGGGGACAGGGGCCGGUGCGUGGGGCCCAGCAUCUGCUGCGGGGAGGGCAUGGGCUGCUACCUGGGCUCCCCGGAGGCGGCCCGCUGCCUGGAGGAGAACUUCCUGCCCUCCCCCUGCGAGGUCGGGGGUCGUGUCUGCGGCUCGGAGGACGGACACUGCGCCGCCCCCGGCAUCUGCUGUGACUCAGAGGGCUGUGCUGUGGACCAAUCGUGUCUGGAGGGAGACGAUGACGAUGCCCUACUCAAGCAAUCAGAGAGCAGCGAAGACCUGCUCAUGAAACUCCUGCACAUCAGCGGCGGACACCCCUUCAGGCUCCACCAAUGAGCAACGCUUAACAAACCUCACCCCAACCAAUGAGCAACGUUCAAAAACACGUCAUCCUUUACGAGCCCUGACCCUGAGCAAUUAAGGUGUAUCUAUAAAACACAGUGACCGCACCGAGUCAAUGACCUGAGUAUACACAUGUACAUACAAAUACUGUAUUUUGUACAUAGAUUAUAGAGUAUAGACGUACGAAAUAAGAACAGAGAAUACUGUAUUGUACUGUAAUAGUGGUUUCUGGAGUUGAAUAA
Engraulis encrasicolus (European anchovy) is the source of this 710-nucleotide messenger RNA. RefSeq names its product oxytocin (gene oxt). The record is from RefSeq and is a predicted model, not a curated record. NCBI's taxonomy places the organism in Eukaryota, Metazoa, Chordata, Actinopteri, Clupeiformes, Engraulidae. The coding region runs from base 1 to 462 and encodes 153 amino acids. The transcript has 3 exons. Gene Ontology annotation, cellular component: extracellular region; secretory granule. Gene Ontology annotation, molecular function: neurohypophyseal hormone activity.